AUGAUAAAAGCUCAAAUCAAAACAAACGCCGCAUUCGAGGCAAAGCGAAAGCCGCCACGUCUAAUUGAUCAGAAGAGUCCAAAGAAGAUCAAGAUUGGAGUCGUGCACCAAAUGACAGCAUUAGGGUACGAUGAGCUGGAUCAAGAUAUAAGGAUGGCUCAUCGCCAAAAUUAUAGACGUUUGGCCAUCAAGCUGCGUGUUCAAACUUUCCUAAAAUUUAAGGGGUACCCAUCUGUCGAAAUCGUGCACGUGUUCGUCGUGAAGGAGUCACGUGAUGGCGAAACCAACGUUGGCUUUGAAGAUCAAUUCAGAGACAUUCUGCUUGGCAGGCACUUUGAAAACGUCCUCUGGUCGGAUGAGCUGUUUGAACGCAUGCACGAUGUAGCUAAGUCAAGGGUUGACAUUGCUUUGCUGUUGCUUCUUUUUUUUUGCAAGACAAUCAAGACCGAAGCGCUGGAAAAUUGA
Messenger RNA from Oikopleura dioica, 465 nucleotides. Lineage: Eukaryota; Metazoa; Chordata; Appendicularia; Copelata; Oikopleuridae. The record is from the annotation of a GenBank genome assembly.